AUGGAUUGUCUCCCAAAAUGCGAAGCGAACUACGUGCCGCUCACCCCACUCACUUUCCUGAAGAGGGCGGCCUCCGUUUACGCCGCUCGUACUUCCGUCGUCUACGAGUCCACCCGAUUCACCUGGGGCCAGACCUAUGAGCGGUGCCUCCGUCUCGCCUCCUCUUUACGCUCCCUCAACGUCACCAAGAACGGCAUCAUACGUAUACCGUUUCCGUUUGGAAUUACUAAGUGUCUCAAAGUGUCUAUCCUGGCGCCAAACAUACCGGCCACGUACGAGGUCCACUUCGCCGUUCCGAUGACUGGCGCCAUCCUCAACACCAUCAACACCCGCCUCAGCUCCGCCAACAUCGCCACCAUCCUCCGCCACUCCGGUGCAAAGGUCUUCCUCGCCGACUGUGAGCUCAUCCCACUUGCCUGCAAGGCCCUCGAGAUCCUCGCGGCUGCCUUUGAGUCCCGUGCUGCGGCCCAGGUCAUCGUGAUCGACGACAUCGACUCACCGAUUGGGGCCCGGCUUGGCCUGCUAGAAUAUGAGGAGUGUUGA
Messenger RNA from Eucalyptus grandis, 543 nucleotides. RefSeq names its product trans-cinnamate:CoA ligase, peroxisomal-like. Lineage: Eukaryota; Viridiplantae; Streptophyta; Magnoliopsida; Myrtales; Myrtaceae. The transcript is spliced from 2 exons. The coding region runs from base 1 to 543 and encodes 180 amino acids. The record is from RefSeq and is a predicted model, not a curated record.